AUGGCGUCCCCUUGUCGCACUCGGCCUGGUGCCAUUCCUGUCCCUCGGUGUCCUGUCAUCUUCAAUGGCACCAACUGGGGUGAUUUUGUUUUUCAUCCUGAAGUCCACAUGGAUGGGCAACUCUUGUGGGGCUAUCUCACGGGGGAGCAGGUCUGUCCUCCCUAUCAUGUUCUUCCUAUGUCACCCACCUAUCCACCCAAUGCUGAUGAUGAUGCCAAGACCUCCUUACUGGAUGCAUUUGAGGCUCAAAUGGAGAGCUGUCAGUCUGAUCUUAGUGUCUAUGAGACUUGGCUGCGCGAGAAGUCUGCUAAGGCCAUCUUACUUGCCAGCAUGGAGGUUGAUCUUGCACGGUCCCUCAGAGAGGCGAUGCCUGAGCUACGAGCUGAGGAGACCCGUCUUCGAGCUGGCGGUGUGAGUCGUGCUCUGCUGCAGCCCUCUGUUCUAGUGGCCACACCUCCACCGGUCUCUCCACCUCUAUCCCAGUCUUCGGUGGGGGCGGGGGUACCUUCUGGUGUGCAGUGUGGCCACUGCAAGCUCUAUGGCCAUAAGGAGAAGGAUUGUCGCAAGAAGCAGCGCAACCGGUACGGACGUCAUGAUAGACGCCACUCUCAGGGCUCUGGGGGUUCCUCCUCUACUUCGCAGGGCACACGCUCUGUGUCUGCAGCGGAGCAGGAGGUUCUUGCCCUGUUUCGUUGCCUCACUACUGCAGCUCAGUCCUCUGCUCAUGGGACUACAACUCAGGCCUUUGCUCACGGGACCACAACUCAGGCUUCUAGCUCCACCCCUCCUCCUCCUUAA
Miscanthus lutarioriparius is the source of this 798-nucleotide messenger RNA. The record is from the annotation of a GenBank genome assembly. Lineage: Eukaryota; Viridiplantae; Streptophyta; Magnoliopsida; Poales; Poaceae.